This is a messenger RNA of Aspergillus ibericus CBS 121593, 1050 nucleotides long. RefSeq names its product terpene synthase family protein. NCBI's taxonomy places the organism in Eukaryota, Fungi, Ascomycota, Eurotiomycetes, Eurotiales, Aspergillaceae. The record is from RefSeq and is a predicted model, not a curated record. The coding region runs from base 1 to 1050 and encodes 349 amino acids. The transcript has 8 exons.
AUGGCAGUCACGCGAGCCCAGCAGAGCAUACUCUCGCCCAAAGUCAAAGUAGUCCGGCAGGAUACUUCUCUGACUAUCCGCCUCCCUGAUAUGUUCGUACUGUUCCUAUCGGGCGAACCAACUGUGAAUCAACACUAUGAGUGUGUGAGACAACAGUCAGAGUCAUGGAUAUCCAGGGAGUGUUCCUUCGAUGAGAGAGCCCAGAGACGUCUACACAAGUGCGAUUUCGCCUAUUUCUGUUCCAUAGCAAUGCCAGAGGCGCAGCCCGAGGAGUUGCGGACGGUCAUUGACUGGGGAAACUGGGUCUUCCCAUUCGAUGACCUUUUUGAUAAUGGACAGCUCAAGGAUGAUCCAGAAAGGGCCGAGGUACUGGUCGACAGUCUGCGAGCAGGUAUGGCCGAGGAUGAACAGCUACCAGUUCCCGCAGACAACCCUUUGGUUCGGGUACACAAUUCAGUAUGGCAUCGGAUUUCUCUGGUAUGUAUUCGUCGCAGGUUCGCAGAGACAAUGAAUGAAUACUGCACCGGAUGCAUGGACCAAGUUCGGUCGUGCUCCAAGGGCGAGUUGCCCUCGCUUGAGAGGAUGCUCGCUUUGCGUAGGCAGUCUGCGGGCGUUUCGCCCCUCUUUGCAUUGGUAGAAUAUGCUCACAAGCUCGAUAUUCCGGACUUUGUGUUUGAAUGUAAAAGCAUUCAGGAAAUCGAGCGAAUCGGCAUUGACCUCACACAGAAAGAAGGCGUAAGCCAUAACCUGGUCGCUAUCUGCCGUCACAACGGUAUGCCAGCGCAGAUGGCAUUCAACCAUGUCGGAAGCAUGCUCACCGAGCGCUAUCGAGACUGGUACCUUGCUUUAGCAGCACUGCCAACAUGGGGCGAACGGAUUGACGCUGAUGUCCAACAAUACAUCCGAGGCAUACAGAACGUCGCGCGUGCCAAUCUCCAUUGGAGUUUCCGCUCGGGACGUUACUUUGGCAAAGCAAAUGACAAAGUGCGAAAGACCGGCAUGGUGACAGUGAGAGGUCAAAGCGCCGAUUUCAAGUUAUCAAUCAUGUGA